This is a messenger RNA of Arabidopsis thaliana (thale cress), 1779 nucleotides long. RefSeq names its product TTF-type zinc finger protein with HAT dimerization domain-containing protein. NCBI's taxonomy places the organism in Eukaryota, Viridiplantae, Streptophyta, Magnoliopsida, Brassicales, Brassicaceae. Gene Ontology annotation, molecular function: protein dimerization activity. The coding region runs from base 1 to 1779 and encodes 592 amino acids. The record is from RefSeq and is marked reviewed. The transcript has 4 exons.
AUGAGACGAUUUAAUCCAGACUGGUUUGAUCUCUAUAGUGGUUGGUUGGAAUACAGUGUAAAAAAGGAUAAAGCUUACUGUUUGGGUUGCUACUUGUUUAGAGAUUACCUUGAAAAUAAAAGUGGAAGUGAUACGUUUGCGACGAAAGGUUUCGAUACUUGGAAAAAUCCUCAGAGUUUACGCGAACACGUGGGAUUGGUGAAUAGCUUUCACAAUAAUGCAUUAAAAAGGGCUGAUUGUUUGAUGAGGCAAGGUCAAUCAAUUGUUCAUGCUUUUUAUAAGCAAGAUGACAUAGUAAAAGGAGAAUACAGAAUCAGACUGAACGCUUCAAUUGAUUGUUGUAGAUAUUUAGUACGACAAGGAUUAACUUUUCGAGGCCAUGAUGAGUCAGUGGAUUCAGCAAACAGGGGGAAUUUCUUAGAGCUUGUGAAAUAUACUGCAGGGCAAAAUGAGGUUGUAAGUAAAGUUGUGUUGGAGAAUGCUCCAAAGAAUAAUCAGAUGGUAUGUCCCAAAAUUCAAAGAGAUAUAGUGCAUUGCUUUGUAGAGGAAGUGAUUAGAUCUAUAAUUCAAGAAGUUGAUCAUGAUGUAUUUUGCUUGAUGGUGGAUGAAUCUGCAGAUAUUUUUGAUAAAGAACAAAUGGUAGUGGUUUUUCGUUUUGUUGAUAAACAUGCGACAGUGAAAGAAAGAUUUAUUGGUCUUAUCCAUGUUAAGGAAACAUUUUCUGCAUUUCUGAAAUGUGCUAUUGAUUCAUUGUUUGCUAAACAUGGAUUGAGUAUAAAACAGAUAAGAGGACAAGACUAUGAUGGUGCAAGUAAUAUGAAAGGUGAAUUCAAUGGGUUGAGAUAUCUAAUUUUGAGAGAAAAUAGUUCUGCAUAUUAUAUCCACUGCUUUGCGCAUCAGCUUCAGUUAGUCGUCGUGGCAGUUGCUAAAAAACAUUUUGAAAUUGGAGAUUUCUUUGAUAUGAUUUCUGUCUUGAUAAAUGUGGUUGAAGCUUCUUGUAAGAGAAAGGAUAGGGUUCGAGAUGAAUUUCGGAAAAAGCUGGAGGAAGGAAUCAAUCAAGUUGAUUUAUUCUCUUUUAUCAUUAAAAUGCUUGAGUGGAUCGAAGAUGAUGGAACUGAUAGUACCAAAAGACGACAAGCUAAUGUGGCUCUACAAAGGAAAGACCAAGACAUUCUGAAUGCUAUGUCACUAGUGAAAUCCACCAAGCAACAUUUAUUCAAUCUCAGAGAUGAUGGAUGGGAUUCUUUUCUUAAUGAAGUUUUUCUUCUUGAGUAUAAUGAUUGUUUCGAUGAGGUAAACACCGAAUUACUUGGUUGUGUUGCUUCUUUAAGCCCUACUGAUUUGUUUCGUGAGUUUGAUCAGUUAAAAGUUAUGAGAUUGGCUGAAUUUUAUCCACAAGAUUUUACUCGUGUUGAUUGGAGAUCACUCGAGCAUCAGCUUGGUCUUUACAUUGACAAUAUUCGGGAAGAUGACAGAUUUGCUAAUUUGAAGAGUCUAGGAGAUCUUGCACGUGUUAUGAUCGAGACAAGGAAACACCUUUCGCAUCCUCAGGUUUAUCGACUUUUGAAGGUAGUUUUGACUUUACCUAUAGCCACUGCUACUGUUGAAAGAUGCUUCUCUGCUACUGUUGUGAAGACUACUUUGCGCAACCGUAUAAGUGAUCAGUUUCUAAACGACUAUGUGGUUUGUUUAGUUAAAAGAGAACUAUUUGAUACGGUGAUAAAUAAGGUAGUGAUCAAAAGAUUUCAGAGUAUGGAAAAUCGUAUGAUAGCUCUAUAG